Camelina sativa (false flax) is the source of this 2979-nucleotide messenger RNA. RefSeq names its product ABC transporter A family member 6. The record is from RefSeq and is a predicted model, not a curated record. Gene Ontology annotation, biological process: transmembrane transport; lipid transport. Gene Ontology annotation, molecular function: ATP binding; ATP hydrolysis activity; ABC-type transporter activity. Gene Ontology annotation, cellular component: membrane; intracellular membrane-bounded organelle. NCBI's taxonomy places the organism in Eukaryota, Viridiplantae, Streptophyta, Magnoliopsida, Brassicales, Brassicaceae.
AUGGCAAAACCUGUUGCAGCCAGUUUCUUGACGCAGGCCAAUGCCUUGUUCAAGAAAAACUUAACUUAUCAGAAACGAAACAUAUGGAGCAACGUCCGGCUGAUCGUGAUCCCCUUGUACCUCUGUGUGAUUCUAGUGUGCAUUCAAGCACUGUUCGAUGCACUGGUUAAUAACUCUGCUGAUAAUCAAUGUGGUUGUCGAUGCAUAGACGACAAAAAUGGAGAUGGCAAAUGCGAAAUAAGGAGUUGCGGUUUACAAUUUUCAUCUCAAAACCAAGCAGUCUUUUGUGCCUUCCCUAACCCUCCACCAUUGCUCCCGUUGUUACAUAUUCCUCAUCCUGAGACUCGUUCUGUUGAUCCUGCCCGUCGUGACUCGUGCAAACGAACAGGAUCUUGUCCUGUGACCAUACUUGUUACUGGGAAUAACCAUUCCCUAGGAGCAACUUUAUCUGAGAAUCUGCUCAGUACUUCUUUCACGGUCAACUCCUCUGACCUUUUCUUGCGUAAUCUUGCCUAUACUGUUUUGGGCACAACAUCAGCGACAGACUACACCAAUUAUCGUGAUCCAGGAAUUUACUCAGAUCUUCCCAUCUUCAGCAUCCAACCUCAAUGCAUCCCAGCCACUACAUUGCCAUCCUUCUCAUUCCAACAACCACCUCUCGAGUUUCAGAAAGAGGUGAGAUGCGUUCAAGGAUUGAGUCUCUGGAGAAAUAACUCCAUAGAGGUCAACGAUGAGAUCUUCAAGCGCUAUCUUCAAGGAAAUCAUGAAGAGAUCGUCAAUGAGGUCGCUUCAGCAUAUGAUCUCUUGGACACCGAUAGGAGCAACUUCAAUGUGACCAUUUGGUAUUACACUACAUACAAGGGAGAUUUGCAAGAUUGGCGUGUAAAGUAUGUCCGAGUUCCUCGCUCAGUCAAUUUGGUUUCAAAUGCUUAUCUUGAGUUUUUGAAAGGCUCAGGGACAAAGAUGUUAUUCGAUUUUGUGAAAGAAAUGCCAAAACAAGAAACUAGGCUUCGCAUGGACAUGGCGUCUCUCGUUGGCCCCAUUUUCUUCUCAUGGGUUAUUCUUCUUCUGUUCCCUGUGAUCUUGAACUCAUUGGUGUAUGAGAAGCAGCAACGUCUCAGAAUCAUAAUGAAAAUGCACGGGCUAGGAGAUGCUUCAUAUUGGAUGAUUUCCUACGCUUAUUUUCUCGCAAUAUCGACGUUAUACAUUGUAUGCUUGAUGAUAUUUGGGUCAGCAAUAGGACUUAAAUUCUUCCGGUUCAAUGACUACAGUAUCCAAUUCAUUUUCUAUUUUCUUUAUAUAAAUCUGCAAAUCUCCAUUGCCUUUCUAGUUUCCUCAGCAUUUUCAAAGGCUGUGACAGCAUCAGUUGCUGCAUACAUAUAUGUGUUCGGAUCUGGGCUAUUAGGCGCGUUCCUCUUCCAGUUUCUGGUGGAAGGUUUACCGUUUCCUAGACGCUGGCUUUUUGUCUUGGAGUUGUAUCCGGGCUUCUCUUUAUACCGUGGGUUGUAUGAAUUCUCACAGUACGCUUUCCAGAGAAACUUGAAUGGAAGGGAUGGGAUGAAGUGGAAACAUUUCAGAGGUAGUGCAAUGGAUGAAGUUUUCUCCAUCAUUAUCAUUGAGUGGUUUCUCGCUCUCAUUGUAACAUACUAUAUGAACCGAGUUUCUUCAACCGCGAAAGAUCCUAUUGUAUUCUUGGAGAACGCCUUCAAGAAAUCUCUUUCUCCACAAAAGCUUAGCUUACAAAAACAAGGGUCUUCUGUAUCCGUGGAGAACCUAGAUGUCCUUCAGGAGAGAGAAAAAGUCGAGCAGUUGAUGCUUGAGCCGAAUACAAGCCAUGCUAUUGUAUGUGACAACCUGAAGAAGGUGUAUCAUGGUAGGGAUGGGAACCCACCUAAAUUGGCAAUUAGUGGAUUAUCUCUCGCUCUGACUUCAGGUGAAUGCUUCGGCAUGUUAGGUCCGAAUGGUGCCGGAAAGACCUCGUUCAUUAAUAUGAUGACUGGACUUGUGAAACCAACUUCAGGGUCAGCUUUUGUCCGAGGUUUGGACAUAUGCAAGGAUAUGGACAAAGUUUACACCAGCAUGGGUGUUUGCCCACAACAUGACUUGCUCUGGGAAACAUUGACAGGGAGAGAACAUCUUUUCUUUUACGGAAGACUUAAGAAUCUCAAAGGCCCUGAUCUCAACCAAGCUGUAGAAGAGUCUCUUAAGAGUGUGAACCUAUUUCACGGAGGAGUUGCUGAUACACCUGCUGGGAAAUACAGUGGAGGAAUGAAAAGGCGGCUAAGUGUAGCCAUUUCACUUAUGGGAAGUCCUAAGGUGGUUUAUAUGGAUGAGCCAAGCACAGGACUUGAUCCAGCUUCAAGAAGGAGUCUAUGGAAAGCCAUCAAAUCCGCAAAACAACACACUGCGAUAAUCCUCACUACACAUUCAAUGGAAGAAGCAGAGUUUCUUUGUGACCGAUUAGGGAUUUUUGUUGAUGGAAGUUUACAAUGCAUAGGGAACCCAAAAGAGCUGAAGGGCAGGUAUGGUGGAUCAUGUGUGUUAACAAUGACAACAUCAGCAGAACAUGAGAAAGAUGUGGAGUUGUUGGUUCAAGAUGUUUCCCCAAAUGCAAAGAAGAUAUAUCAGAUCGCAGGAACUCAGAAGUUUGAGCUCCCAAAGGAGGAGGUUCGGAUCUCGGAAGUGUUUCAGGCGGUGGAGAAGGCUAAGGGCAAUUUCAAGGUGUUUGCUUGGGGAAUUGCGGACACAACUCUUGAAGAUGUUUUCAUCAAGGUUGCUAAAACUGGUCAGGCGUUUUAAUGUCUUCUCUUGAAUCUUCUUAAGAAUAUCAUUUUUACAUAUUCAACGUCGAUAUUUGAUUGUUCAUAUUUGAUAAAAUUGGCCAUGCAUAGGUUUGAUUUAUGUACAUUGUUGGCAAAUGAAAAUAGGCUGCAAGUUUGUGAAUUUCCCUGAGGUUUUUUAUAACUUGUUUAUUUGAGG